CUUCUCACUUCCCUCCCAGGCUCAGCGCCGAACAAGUGCCCCAGGUCUUGGUUGUGGAUACGUCCCUGCCUGGGAGAGGAGGGGCCCGAGGUGACUGGACACUCCGACGGAGCCUGCGCCGUGCUCCGCCUCGUCUCCGAGCUGCCCGGCGCCUUCGCCGCCGCCGCGCCCGUGUCGGCCUACUGGGACGACUCGGAGCUCUCGGAGCUGGUUCCUGCAGUGCCGUUGGACCUGCCCCUGUGGGUCUUCCACAGCCCCAACGACUGGAUCUGCGAGGUGGAGCCCGCCCGGCGCCUCGUGGCAGAACUGCGGCGCGCGCGCCGCGCAGACGCGGAGAGCGCGGCGAAGGUUCACUUCUGGUGCCGGGACGAAGUCCUGGCGUGCUCCGGCCACUGCACCGACAGGCCCGCGUACGCCGGCUCGGACGCGUUGUUCCGGUGGCUCCUUGGGCUCCGCCGCCCGGACCGAGGCACGGGCGCGAGGCGUGAGGCCGGCCGCGUCGGCAGCGCUUGACGCAGCCUGUGCAGAAGCCUCGUCUGGCAGCCGGGCCCUGUUCCUGUCUCUCCAGGCCUCCGCGAAGGGGUCCGAGCAGUGAUGGGGUCGACGGAUCGCGCCGCAUCGGCGAUGCAUCGCCGAUACAUCGCCGACGCAUCGUCGAUGCAUCGGCGAC
Molecule: messenger RNA, 670 nt
Organism: Prorocentrum cordatum
Lineage: Eukaryota; Dinophyceae; Prorocentrales; Prorocentraceae
Source: the annotation of a GenBank genome assembly